CCGCCUUCCGCCCCUCCUCCGCCUCCUCCCCUUCCCUCGACUCGCCCCUGGGGAGGGGUAGGGUGGGUGGGGAUUCUGGGCGGGUGGCGGAGUCACUGUCGGCUUCAGCCGGGCUGCGGAGCGGACGGACGCGCCUAGUGCCCCGGGGAGGGGAGCCACCAGGAGUGGAGGUAGAGGAGGAGGUGUAGAGGAAGAGACGCCCUUUCUGCCGGGACGUCCCCCCGCCCCCCGAGGCUCUGACCCCAGGGGCUAGGGGCCUGACAAGUUUCUCCACCUUGGCUGCCUGAGGAGGCCGCUACCCUGGAGGGCCCUGAGCCCACCGCACCAGGGGCCCCAGCACCGCCCCGGUGGUCUAACGCGACAGUUUCAGGGACCACUGCAAGGUUUCCAGUGGCCUAGACCAGGAGCCCGGGGUCAGAGCAACAACCCUUCCGGCCACCUGCCUCGACUUCUGCCUCAGGCACCAGUCCCGGCCCCGUGCAUCCAGCCCAGGUGACAUGCCGGUACUCUCCACGCCCAGGCCCUCUCGGGUGACCACGCUGAAGCGCACAGCUCUGGUCCUGGCCCUCACCGCCUAUGGAGCCCACAAAAUCUACCCCCUGGUGCGGCAGUACCUAGCUGCAAGCAGGGGCCCUCAGGUACCGGCAGGGGAGUCCACGCAGGACGUCUCUGGGGCCACGGCGGCCAAGGCCAGCGUGAACAGGGUGUUCUUACGGCGGCUCUUGGGGCUCCUGCGGCUGCUCUUCCCCAAGACCCUGUGCCGGGAAACGGGGCUGCUGGCGCUGCAUUCGGCCUCCCUGGUGAGCCGGACUUUCCUGUCCGUGUAUGUGGCCCGCCUGGACGGCCGGCUGGCCCGCUGCAUCGUGCGCAAGGACCCAAGGGCCUUCAGCUGGCAGCUCCUACAGUGGCUCCUCAUCGCUCUCCCUGCCACCUUCAUCAACAGUGCCAUCCGGUACCUCGAGGGUCAGCUGGCCCUGUCUUUCCGCAGCCGUCUAGUGGCCCAUGCCUACAGCCUCUACUUCUCCCAGCAGACUUACUACAGAGUCAGCAAUAUGGACGGGCGCCUUCGCAAUCCUGACCAGUCCUUGACGGAGGACGUGGUGGCCUUUGCCGCUUCAGUGGCCCACCUCUACUCCAACCUCACCAAGCCGCUCCUGGACGUCGCCGUGACGGCCUACACUCUGGUUCGAGCGGCCCGCUCCCGUGGGGCCGGCACGGCCUGGCCCUCGGCCAUCGCCGGCCUUGUCCUGUUCCUCACAGCCAACGUGCUGCGAGCUUUCUCACCUAAGUUUGGUGAGCUGGUGGCAGAGGAGGCGCGGCGGAAGGGAGAGCUGCGCUACAUGCACUCUCGAGUGGUGGCCAACUCAGAGGAGAUCGCCUUCUAUGGGGGCCACGAGGUGGAGCUAGCCCUGUUGCGGCACUCCUACCAGGACCUAGCUUCGCAGAUUAACCUCAUCCUGCUGGAACGCCUUUGGUACAUCAUGCUGGAACAGUUCCUCAUGAAGUACGUGUGGAGCGCCUCCGGCUUACUCAUGGUGGCCGUCCCCAUCAUCACUGCCACCGGCUACUCCGAGUCAGACUCAGAGGCAGUGAAGAAGGCUGCCUUGGAGAUGCGGGAAGGGGAGCUCGUGAGCGAACGCACAGAAGCCUUCACCAUUGCCCGCAACCUCCUCACCGCUGCCGCGGAUGCCAUCGAGCGGAUCAUGUCGUCCUACAAGGAGGUGACAGAGCUGGCCGGCUACACGGCCCGAGUACACGAGAUGUUCCAGGUAUUCAAAGAUGUCCAACACUGCCGUUUCAAGAGGCCUGGCGAGCUGGAGAGCACUCAGGCAGGAGCCGGGGCUGUGGCGCGCUCUGGUGUCCGUGUAGAGGGGCCCCUGCAGAUCCGAGGCCAAGUGGUAGAUGUGGAACAGGGAAUUAUUUGUGAGAACAUCCCCAUCAUCACGCCCACGGGAGAGGUGGUGGUGUCCAGCCUCAACAUCAGGGUGGAAGAAGGCAUGCACCUGCUCAUCACGGGCCCCAACGGCUGCGGCAAGAGUUCUCUGUUCCGGAUCCUCGGCGGGCUGUGGCCCGCAUACGGCGGCGUGCUGUACAAGCCCCCGCCCCAGCGCAUGUUCUACAUCCCUCAGAGGCCCUACAUGUCCGUGGGCUCCUUGCGAGACCAGGUGAUCUACCCAGACUCUGUGGAAGACAUGCGAAGGAAAGGCUAUUCGGAGCAGCACCUGGAGGCCAUUCUGGACAUCGUGCACCUGAACCACAUACUGCAGCGGGAAGGGGGUUGGGAAGCCGUGUGUGACUGGAAGGAUGUGCUGUCGGGGGGUGAGAAGCAGAGAAUCGGGAUGGCGCGCAUGUUCUACCACAGGCCCAAGUACGCUCUCCUGGAUGAAUGCACCAGCGCCGUGAGCAUCGAUGUGGAAGGCAAGAUCUUCCAGGCGGCCAAGGACGCUGGCAUUGCGCUGCUCUCCAUCACCCACCGGCCCUCCCUGUGGAAGUACCACACGCACUUGCUGCAGUUUGAUGGGGAGGGUGGCUGGAAGUUCGAGAAGCUAGACUCCGCCGCUCGCCUGAGCCUGACCGAGGAGAAGCAGCGGCUUGAGCAGCAGCUGGCCGGCAUUCCCAAGAUGCAGCGGCGCCUCCAGGAGCUCUGCCAGAUCCUGGGCCAGGGCUCUGGGGUCCUCCAGGGUGCCGCCUCUCCCUGAGCCCCGGGACCACGUGGAGGAAACAGCAGCACCCGGCCACUCACCCCUCCAGCCAGCCCUGCCGCAGGCCCACCCCGCAUGCCUUUCCCUCCCGGGCCUCCUGGCCGCCAGCGAAAGCACGCACCUGUCCCUGCGCCCCCUUCCCCGGGCCGGGCGGGUGGUCCUUUCUUCUCUUCCAGGAGGGGGUGGGGGUGGAGGUGACACCCCCAGCUCGCACUGCCGGCCAGACUGUGCAGAGCCUGGCAUUUGUGGGGCCCUGCCCUCCUGACACCGUGGUCCCCCUUAUUCCCUCCUCUUCAGUCCCUCGGAGACCCCACGAGCUCCCCCCGGAUGGCCCACCGAGGCUCCCAUCCCACGGGAUGCCCUUCCUGCCAUAGGAACGGGCGAAUGGGGCCCACAGCCGGAAGGGGCCCCCAGUGUGAACCCCUUCUCCCCACCAGUUGUUUCCAGGAGCCCUUGGGAGGAAGCGCACAGUAUUUCUUAGCAAGCGAUGACAAGAAUGUGGUCCCUGUCCUCCUCGGCCCCUAGCCUUCUUUCCUUCUACAAGCUAAUUUAUUGGAUCCCUGUUUGUAGCCAUCUCGAUUGCCAACAUGGGCACCCUGCCAGCAGCGCAGGCGGCCCGGGCCACGGUCAUUCCGCAGGUGGCCUAGCCAUUGAGCCAGCCCCCAGAGGCCCUGUGCCCCACCAGCCCACACUGCCGGCCACCUCCGGGGGGGUGGGGGUUGCAGACCAACUGAAUGGGGGAUGACUGCUGGGGCUGCCGGGCAUGAGGGCACCUCUGUGCCCAGCUCAGUGCCAAAGAGGGGUCAGCCAGGGGAGCUGUCUCUGCAAAGCCAGCACCCACCCAAGAGGGAGACCCCACCACAGCCACCACCGCAUGUGCCUUUCCAGGCCCUCGGCCCUCUGGCCGGGGAGCCUCCCUCAAUCCCUCAGUAAAAGCCUCCCACAGAAAGUGCAGUGGUGUCGCCUAGCCUCUUUGUGCGGCAGGGCUUGGGGGAGAGGCGGAGUGGGCAUCAGGUCGCCUGGGCUCGAAGAAUAAACUUGACCCCCACCCAAACGCACAGCUCGGCGUAGUCUCCUGGGGACAUGCCGAGGAGGGAGAUUUAGCAACAUCUCCCAGACAUGCUGGCUGAGCGCCAACCGGAGUGCGGUGCAAUCCCGGCCUCACAGCGCUGGGGUGGAGGGGAGGGGACUGACGCCCAAUCCCUGCAAAGUGGGCAGAGGGAGGGGGCCACAGAGGAGGAAGCGUCCCGACGCUGCUGGCCUCCGGGCGGCAGGGAAAAGACGGUUCCAGACCUUCUAGGAGGAGGGAAGGCUGGUGCAAAAGCCCAGAGGUGAAUCAGGAGCCAGACGGGGGACAUCCACGUGAUGCAGAGGGCAGAGGGAGGGAGGGGCUGGGGCCACGCUGGGGAGCCUGGACUUAACUCGGCGGCUACGACAAGAAGAAGCCAGCGAAGGGUUUUCAGCAGGAGAGAGGGAGGCAACCCGCAGCUCCACUUAUGGCAGGUGUGUGGGGGGCUGUUUGGAAGGAGGCAAGAGCGCGCAGCCUGGUCCCCGUCCCCUGCGGGUAGCAAGGGAAAUGGGGCUCCCAUACCACCCAGCACGUCCACUCCUGGCUUAAAGCCGAGCCAGCUGAAAACAGAUGUUCAAUCAAACACUUAGAUGUGAACGUUCAUAGCAGUGGUGUUGAUGAUACUCUGCAAGCAGAAACAACCCAGAAGCCCAUCAACAUGAACGGACACAGAAUGCGGUCUGUCCGGGCGACGGCGGCGACUCGGCCGGAACGAGGAAUGCAGUUCUGACCCCUGCCACAACAGGACCUGGAGGGCGGGGUGGAGUGAGAGCAGCCGGACACAGAAGCCCGCAUGGUGCGUGAUUUCACGGACGGGAAAUGUCCAGAACGGGCAAAUCCACGGAGGCUGAACGCGACGGGUGGGUGCCAGCGGCCGGGGAGGUAGGAAAUGGAGGGACUGCGUAAGGAACAUGGGCUUUCCUUUUGGGGUGGGGUUCUGGAACUGUAGAGGUGAUGGUCACUGUACCGAGUGCCACUGUACUGUGCCCUUUAAAAGGGUGAAUUGUAGGUCAUGUGAAUUUCACCUCAGAAAAUAGAUCUGUAGAUAAUACGUGAUAGGUACAUUGAUUGAUUGAUGAUAGCUGGAUGAUGCAUGAUCGAUAGGUAAUAGAGAGAUGAUAUAUACAGAGAGAUGAUGGAUGAUAGAUAAAGGUAAAAUCCCUUAAAGCACCACUUUAAGCAGCCCAGGCAAGAUGUGCUGACGCUUCAGAUCCUGGAUAUAUAAGAGCGAGAUUAGAAGAAAGUCAAGAAGCAUGGGGGGGCGGGGAUUAGACUCAGGGGGAGGUAGACAGGGAUAGUCAAGAUGACCCUUGGGCUCUGGCUGACGUGGCCAGGUGGGUGAUGGCAGCCUUCGCUGAAGGAGGGCAGGUGGCGGGUGAAGAUACGAGGAGCCUGGGGAGGAGGUGCUCCUCACUACGGUUGGUAGCUCAAAGAGACAAAACUCGUGGGACUAGGGGUGCCUGGGUGGCUCAGUCCACCAAGCUCUGACUUCGGCUCAGGUCAUGAUCUCGCGGUUCAUGGGUUCUAGCCCCACAUCGGGCUCUGUGCUGUCGGCACAGAGUCUGCUUUGGAUUCUCUGUCCCCCUCUCUCUGUCUCUCUCCAUCUCUCUGUCUCUCUGUCUCUGUCUCUCUCUCUCUCUCUC
Molecule: messenger RNA, 5414 nt
Organism: Acinonyx jubatus (cheetah)
Lineage: Eukaryota; Metazoa; Chordata; Mammalia; Carnivora; Felidae
Gene: ABCD1
Product: ATP binding cassette subfamily D member 1
Exons: 10
Coding region: 498-2699 (733 amino acids)
Biological process (GO): long-chain fatty acid import into peroxisome; very long-chain fatty acid catabolic process; fatty acid beta-oxidation
Cellular component (GO): peroxisomal membrane; peroxisome
Molecular function (GO): ABC-type transporter activity; long-chain fatty acid transmembrane transporter activity; ATP hydrolysis activity
Source: RefSeq, a predicted model, not a curated record